This is a messenger RNA of Frankliniella occidentalis (western flower thrips), 1045 nucleotides long. RefSeq lists its product as uncharacterized. The record is from RefSeq and is a predicted model, not a curated record. Lineage: Eukaryota; Metazoa; Arthropoda; Insecta; Thysanoptera; Thripidae. The coding region runs from base 333 to 656 and encodes 107 amino acids. The transcript has 2 exons.
AGUGAGGUGGCAGGCGGGUGACAUGAUUGAAGAAGGACGAACAGUCCGCUGCCCUGCCGCCUAGCCCCGCUCCACGCACCACCCCCUUUACUUUUACCCCAUCUGCGGCGCAUUGACUAACGACUCUUUUGACGGUACGAAUCGAUUCGCUAAAAUGCCACCUACAUUCGUGUAAAUUGCCACCCGUGAGCGGGACGGAGCGCGACGGACGAGCGCGGCUUUCAAAAGAAGCCACCAUUUCGUGUCGAUCCAGCAGAGUGCUGACGGCGCCGGCGGGCGGCCCGGCCCCCGCGGCCACGCGUCCCCAGUGCGGAGUCCGUCGCAACCGGAGGAUGGAGUUCUCGGAGCUGCUGUUCGACGCGGACAGCGACGACUACCUGGUGGACGACUCGCCGUCGGACCUGGUGCGGGAGGCCCUGGAGGGGGGCGUCGUCGACGACGGCUACGAGGACGAGGACGCUCCCGAGCCGAUCGGGGCGGUACGGGUCCGCAAGUGGCAGUUGACGGUGCCGGUCGUCCUGGCCUCCGUCUGCAUCCUGGCCGCCUUCCUCGCCUUCGCCGUCACGUGCGUGCUCAGGGUGCUGGUGCCGCGUCGGCCGCGCCGCGCCAGGAGGUGGAGGGGCUUCCAGAACCUCGACAGGCUGCGCAGUCUGUGAACGACCCCCGGCCCCUUACCGACUCGCGUCCCGUCAAGGAACGUGGUUCGAGACCGUGUUGGCCGCUUUUACUCGCUGAGGAAGAGUUUGCUGAGCAGCUAAGCCCUAGCUAGGCGCCAACUAGUCGCGAAAAGGGAUUUUUAAUUUUGAUAACGAUACGGUCAGAACUUUCAAGUGCACAAGUACCGAGCGUCUAACUGAACCAUUUCAAGAGUUUACCGGUUGAAACACUUGGUUUGUGAGUGCUGACCGUGAACACGUGGCUUUAUCUCUCCCGUAUAAUCGCUAAUCGCACUAUGUUUCUCAAGCACUCCAUGUUGUCGAACUUGAAAGACGCAAUGAGUGGUGAAUAUAUCAUGGAAAUAAAGAAGCAGAAGACAAAUCAAUAA